AGGGGGGCGGGUUAGGGGGAGCCGGAGGAGGAGGAGGAAGUGUCAUGGCGUCGGGCCGUGGGGCUUCUUCUCGCUGGUUCUUCAGCCGGGAGCAGCUGGAGAACACGCCGAGCCGCCGCUGCGGGGUGGAGGCGGAUAAAGAGCUCUCGUACCGCCAGCAGGCGGCCAACUUUAUCCAAGAUAUGGGGCAGCGUCUCAAUGUCUCUCAACUUACAAUAAAUACUGCAAUUGUUUACAUGCACAGGUUUUAUAUGCACCAUUCUUUCACAAAGUUUAACAGAAAUAUAAUAGCACCUACUGCAUUAUUCUUGGCUGCAAAAGUAGAAGAACAGCCAAGAAAACUUGAACAUGUCAUCAAAGUAGCACAUGCCUGUCUUCAUCAAGAGCUACUGUUGGACACAAAGAGUGAAGCAUACCUUCAGCAGACCCAAGAACUGGUUAUACUUGAAACUAUAAUGCUACAAACUCUGGGUUUUGAGAUCACCAUUGAACACCCACAUACAGAUGUGGUGAAAUGUACCCAGUUAGUGAGAGCAAGCAAGGAUUUGGCACAGACAUCCUAUUUCAUGGCUACCAACAGUCUACAUCUUACUACCUUCUGCCUUCAAUAUAAACCAACAGUGAUAGCAUGUGUGUGCAUUCAUUUGGCUUGCAAGUGGUCCAAUUGGGAGAUUCCUGUAUCUACUGAUGGAAAGCAUUGGUGGGAAUAUGUGGAUCCAUCAGUUACCUUAGAAUUACUAGAUGAAUUAACUCACGAGUUCCUACAAAUUUUGGAGAAAACUCCUAAUAGAUUGAAGAGGAUACGAAACUGGAGGGCUACUCAGGCGGCUAGAAAACCUAAAGGGGAUGGACAGGUGUCUGAAACAGCUCUUCUUGGUUCAUCUCUGGUACAGAAUUCCAUUUUAGUAGAUAGUGUUACUGGUGUGACUACAAAUGCAAGCUUUCAAAAACCAUCUACAUCAGCAUUUCCUGCACCAGUACCUCUGAAUUCAGGAAAUAUUUCUGUUCAAGAUACUCAUGCAUCUGAUAAUUUGACAAUACUAACCACAGGAAUGCCAAGUACCUCAUACAGUUUGGCAUCACACCAAGAAUGGCCUCAGCAUCAAGAACCAACAAGGACAGAACAAAUAUAUUCACAGAAACAGGAGGCUCCGAUGUCUGGUAGUCAAUACAACAUCAACUUCCAGCAAGGACCUGCUGGGCCAUUACAUUCAGGAUUACAUCACAGGUCUGACAAACUGUCUGAUCAUUCUUCAGUUAAACAAGAAUAUACUCACAAGGCAGGAAGCAGCAAACACCAUGGGCCAGUUUCUGCUGCUCCUGUAAUAGUUCCUCAGAAAAUGUCGUUAGAUAAAUAUAGAGAGAAACGAAAGCUAGAAACACUUGAACUGGAUGUAAGGGAACACUAUGUAGCUGCCCAAACAGAGCAGCCCCACAAAAAGCACAUGCAAUUGCAGGCAGCCAGCAGCAGUUCUGUAACUUCUCCCAUUAAAAUGAAAAUUCCUAUUGCGAAUGCAGAGAAACCGGAAAAAUACAUGUUGGAUAAAAAAGAAAAGAGUGGAUCACUUAAACUGCGUAUUCCAAUUCCCCCCACUGAUAAAAUUUCUAGUAAAGAAGAACUGAAAAUGAAAAUAAAAGUUUCUUCCUCGGAAAGACACAGCUCUUCUGAUGAGGGCAGUGGAAAGAGCAAGCAUUCAAGCCCACAUGUGAGUAAAGACCACAAAGAAAAGCACAAGGAACAUUCCUCCAACCGCCAUCACAGUAGCAGCCACAAGCAUUCCCAUUCACAUAGUGGCAGCAGUAGUAGUGGCAGUAAGCAUAGUACUGACGGAAUACCACCCACGGUUCUGAGGAGUCCUGUUGGCCUGAGUAGUGAUGGUGGUAAUUCCUCUAGUUCCAGUGCUGCAAGAAAGAAGUUGCACAUCAAUGAUGCGUCUCACAACCACCACUCCAAAAUGAGCAAAAGUUCCAAAAGUUCAGGGGGCUACGGACAUCUCAGCACCCUCGUGAAACUGGACAAGAAGCCAGUGGAGACCAACGGUCCUGAUGCCAAUCACGAGUACAGUACAAACAGCCAGCAUAUGGACUACAAAGACACAUUCGACAUGCUGGAUUCGCUGUUAAGUGCCCAAGGAAUGAACAUGUAAUCAGUUGUUUAGGUCAAUUUUUCCUUUACUUUUUUAAUUUAAGAAUUGUUAGAAUGGAAAACUUCCUGAUCUAGCAAAGGCAACACCAGCUGUUGCUGCCAUUGUUUCAAUAUAUGUAAGUGCUGCUUUAUCCUUCACUCUGAAAAGAAGAGAUUAUAGUAAACAAGUCUUAUCUCCACAUAUGAUAGUGUUAUAAAUACUGUAAUAGCAUGGAAGGUGCAAAAAUCUCAGUAUUUUUACAGUUGCAGCUAAGAACAGUAGAACGAAUGGCUGCUUCUAGGUGUAUAGGAUGCCUCAAGCAUUGAUUUAUUUAUCAUUUGAAUCCUGAAGCCACCGUUUUAUUUUUUGUUGUUGCUUAGCUUUUGAAUGAGUGUACAUUGUUUUCUUUUGUGUAUUUAUGCUGUAUGUAUGAUUUGCAUGUUUCAAUGAUAAAGGGAUAAAACAGUAUACUGACAACUGUUUACAAGAAAGUGGAGAAAAAUGUACAUACAUUUUUGUAUGUUUAGAUAUUACCAUAAAUACUCAGGAUUGGAGCUGCUUGUAAGUAUAACAAAAUAUACAGAAUUACUUUAUUUUAUCUUGUGUCAGAGUCCAUCAGUAAUCUAAAAAAGAAAAAUGGGUGGCACUUUGUCAUGUUAAUCUUUAACUAUAGGCCUUAUUGGGAGCCGCUGAAUGGGACACUUCACCGCUGAGUGGGUAUCCAAUGCCAUGGAUGGUCACCUAAACCUAUCUGUGAGACACUGAAUUGAUGUCUUAAUGGAUUGUUAUGACCAGAUUGGCCAUUGAAAUAGUCCCUAGUUUUCUGAAGGAAAAAAAAGGAAUAAAAAUAAAGUUUACAUAAUCUUUUGAUGUGAAGUGCAUUUAAAUGUUUAUUGGCUUGAUGCAGUAAUAUAGACACAGAGCUGUUAAUAAUGGUUAUGUAGAUUAAUGUGAUUUGAGAACUAAAGAAUUCAUAAAAACCUACAUAGUAAAAAAUUAGUAAGUUGUUUUUUUUUUAACUUUAACACCAUAUGUUAUUUUAGUAGCAAACAGGGAUCACUGUUCCAUAGCCUUCAGAAUGAUAUCUACAUUCUGAAUUCCCCAAGAAGUGUGUUGUGUGUGAUGCCAUGUUUCUUUUACAGGUGAAUGCAGCCGUCACAAUAAAAAUGAAAGUAAAACUAUUGCUAUCACAAUUUUCCUUUAUAUUCCAACAAUAAACUAUCAUUGACUGUGCAUUGUACUUGUGAUUAUAGUUUAUACAAUCAGAAUGCUCUGUGGGAAAAAAAUCAGUCUCCAAUUAAACCACUAGUAUACAUUUUUAUAUUUGUUUGCACGUCUCAUCAUAUUCCUGUUGAUGUAAAGUUUGCACAGUCUUUUGACUCUAGAACAAAUGACAGGCUUUAACUUUUUUUAAAGUUGUAAUUAAAAGCCAAUACUCUAAUUCUGUUUUAUCAGCUAAUAUUGAGAACUUGUCCUGUGGUAAAUUUGUAAGCAAUCUUUAAGUUGUUGAGUGUUUUAAGUUGGGUUGAAUUCAACUUUGCAAGCACCAAACAGUUAACUGAAAUCUGUCUUAAUUUUUCCCUAAAUGUACAUGGAUUUUUAACUGGUCUGAAACUACUGGUACAUGCGCAAUUGUAAUUUUAUUCAAAUAUCUGUUGUAGUUUAUUGUAAAUAUUUGAAAAUUUAAUCUCAUCUUUUAUUUUAUAGCUUAUUAAGUAAUCCAAUAACUACCAAUAACUACAUCAGCAGCUAUAUAAUUUGGUCUAAACUUUUUAAGAAAAAGAUUAUGGUUGUUAAUUCUUUUGUCAGUUUAUCAGAAUUUAGGACAUUUAGGAGCCUACCCAUAGGGACACCUAGAGAGCCCUGUCGAGCCAGUGUGUCCUAAUACAUUAACAUCACGUUGGCUUUAAAGUUUCUUUCAAGUGAGUUUAAUAAUUUGUUGCCAUUAAAUGUCAGUCAUCAUUGUUUAUGGCAUAAUGUUGUAUCCAGAAACAUAGUAUUUUUUAAUGGCAGUCUUAUUCUUGCGAUGGUACAUAAACCAGGGACUAGUGUAGAAUUGAGGUGUGUGCGAGAUGGGGGCGGGGGAGGUUUUUGUUCUUAAAGUGAUAACUGUAAGUAGAUGUGAACUUCUAAGGAGCUAUCAUGUGAAAUAAUAUAGGGUUGCUGUGCUACUGUAUAAUGGGGAACCAUAAUACCAGGAAUUUUAAUAAGGUUUUGUAAAGAAUGUCCAGAAAAAAGUGGUGAAUUUAUUUUCAGACUGAAAUAGAAAACAAUGUGAAUAUUUAAAGUCUGCAACUACACUUAAUAAACUUCACUAAGAAUUUGGGAGUUUGUUUUGAGAUGUUGUGGGAAUAAAGGUAAUUUUGUUGAAUCUUUAUAAUUGGUGCUAAUGAUGGAAGGUUCUAAAAUAGCUAGUAUAUCUUGUUAUGGUUUAGUACUUGUUGGUACUUCCACAGAAUUGAACUUGAAGUGCUAUGUAUUCACUUUUCACUCUGUAAAUGUAACUCUAUACAAUGACUUUAUUUAUUAAAAGGCAGCCAGUUGUAAUUUUUACAA
This is a messenger RNA of Monodelphis domestica (gray short-tailed opossum), 4682 nucleotides long. NCBI's taxonomy places the organism in Eukaryota, Metazoa, Chordata, Mammalia, Didelphimorphia, Didelphidae. The record is from RefSeq and is a predicted model, not a curated record.